AUGAUUGUGGAUCUCCAUUCAGUAGUCUUGCUCAACCUUGCAGAUACACUAACACGUCAACUGGGAAACUCAACAGGAUUGUUAUUGGGAUAUGUUUUGCCAGACAAAUUAGUCGUCGUGACAUCUGUUGAACUUGCUCAUGAAGACCCAGAAUAUAUCCAGGAAAGGUUUAAUCUAUUCAAAGACGUCUACCCCCAAUCCACCAUCCUUGGAAGGUACAAUCUACAAGACAAACAACCAACCAACGAUUUAUUCCUAACCAUCGACGAAUCAUUCCAACCACAGUGUUAUCUCAACGGCAAAUUGGUUAAAACCGUCAUUGAUUCAAGUGAAACUGAAGCCAUCGCCACAUCAACAAUCACUAAUCGCAAGGAGGAUAAAAAGGUCGACGAAAACUUGAAUGAAGCAGUACAAAAAAUCACAGACAGAAUGUCUUCCCUCAACCCAAGUCAAUUGGUGAUGAUUGCUAAUUUGUUAACAUACCACGGUACAUCUACAGAACAACGUGAUUUAUCAAAGGCGACCGCCGAUUUGGCAAUCUUGACUAGUCAAUUACUAGGUUAA
Molecule: messenger RNA, 564 nt
Organism: Candida tropicalis MYA-3404
Lineage: Eukaryota; Fungi; Ascomycota; Pichiomycetes; Serinales; Debaryomycetaceae
Exons: 1
Coding region: 1-564 (187 amino acids)
Source: RefSeq, a predicted model, not a curated record